UAUUGUAAAGCAGCCGUUACCGCAUUCCCGCCAAAUUUGCUGAGCGUUAAGAGCGCCAGCCAACAGCCAAUAAAAAACGAUGCUCCGAUUUGUAACCUGCCGCAGUAAAAAGCCCAGAAAAGCCGGUUGUUACGUGCGCGUAUGAUAAUAUACGGUGUUGCUCUUCUCUUUGCUGAUGCCGCCGUAUUAUUUCUCUUGAAAAGAGGUAACCGAUAAAGGAGUUGCGUUGCUAAUCAUCGACAUGGAUCUCACCGACGACAAUUUGGUUACGUUGAGCGAGUAUUUGAAGCACACUCUCAGCCCAGACGUGAAUGUUAGACGUCCAGCCGAGAAGUUCCUCGAAUCGGUGGAAAUCAAUCAGAACUUCCCUUUACUGCUACUACAUUUAGUGGAUAAGUCUGAGAUUAACAUUAUGAUUAGAAUCGCUGGAGCAGUUGCGUUUAAGAAUUAUGUCAAGCGCAAUUGGAAAGUGGAAGAGGAUACGAUGGAUCGUAUACAUAUCCAAGACAGAGAUGCUGUUAAGAAAUUAAUUGUUAAUCUGAUGUUACAUUCGCCAGAUUCAAUACAAAAACAGUUGUCAGAUGCGGUAUCUAUUAUUGGAAAGUAUGAUUUUCCUGAUAAGUGGCCGGAAUUGAUUGAUCAGAUGGUAGAGAAGUUCAAUACUGGUGAUUUCCAUGUGAUCAAUGGAGUCCUACAUACUGCGCAUUCCUUAUUUAAAAGAUAUAGAUACGAAUUUAAAAGCGACAGCCUAUGGACAGAAAUAAAAUUUGUAUUAGAUAAGUUUGCAAAGCCUUUAACAGAUCUGUUUUUAGCUACAAUGAAUUUAACGCAAGUACACGCUAAUAAUAUGGAAGCCUUGAAGGUUAUAUAUAAUUCGUUAGUUAUAUUAUGUAAAGUUUUCUACUCUCUUAACUUCCAAGAUCUGCCAGAAUUUUUCGAAGACAAUAUGGAAGCAUGGAUGAGAAACUUUCAUACUUUGUUACACGUUGAUGUUCCUUCCUUGCAAACUACAGAUGGAGAGGAAGCAGGUGUAAUAGAACAAUUAAAGUCACAAGUGUGUGACAAUGUUGGCCUAUAUGCCCAAAAAUAUGAUGAGGAAUUUCAACCUUACUUACCUCUAUUUGUUACGGCGAUUUGGAAUUUACUUACAUCCACAGGACAAGAUCCUAAAUAUGACGCUUUAGUGUCGAAUGCAUUACAAUUUUUGGCGACAGUAGCUGAUCGGGCGCAAUAUAGACAUUUGUUCGAAGAUCCGGCAACUCUUAGCAGUAUCUGUGAAAAAGUCAUUAUUCCUAACAUGGAAUUUAGAGAAUCAGAUAAUGAAUUAUUCGUGGAUAAUCCUGAAGAAUACAUUAGACGUGAUAUUGAAGGCAGUGAUGUGGAUACCAGGAGGCGCGCUGCUUGUGAUUUAGUUAAAGUACUGUCUAAAUAUUUUGAAGCAAAGAUUAUGGAUAUCUUUGGAGCAUACAUACAGGUGAUGUUGCAAAAAUAUGCCGAAGACUCGUCGAAACAUUGGCGUAGUAAAGACGCUGCUAUUUAUCUUGUUACUAGUAGUGCAAGUAAAGGACAGACGCAGAAACAUGGAGUUACUCAAAGUAGCGAGCUUGUUUCUAUACCGCAGUUUGCUGCACAACAUAUUGAACCUGAACUAGCAAAACCAGAUGUGAAUGAGUUUCCAGUACUUAAAGCAGAUGGAAUAAAAUUCGUAAUGACAUUUAGAUCGAUAUUACCUCAUGAAAUGGUAAUAGGAAGUUUGCCGCAAUUAAUAAGACAUUUAGGUGCCAGCAGUAUCGUCGUGCAUACUUAUGCUGCUUGCGCGAUUGAAAAGAUAUUCGCAUUGCGGGGUGCUGAUAAUUUGACUAUAGUUAAAGGGAUUGAUAUAUCGCCGUUAGCAGCAGAUUUAUUGAAAGGACUUUUUGCAUGUAUGAACAUUUCGGGUUCCGAGGAGAACGAAUAUGUUAUGAAGGCUAUUAUGAGGAGUUUCGGCAUCUUACAAGAAGUUGUGGUGCCAUACCUAGCCGAUUUACUUCCGAAACUCACCGAGAAACUCGCGAUCGUAUCUCGAAAUCCAAGUCGGCCAAAUUUCAAUCAUUAUCUCUUCGAAACUUUAAGUUUAUCCAUCAAAAUUGUUUGCAAGACAAAUCCUGAAGCAACAGGAUCUUUCGAACAAGCAUUGUUUCCCAUUUUUCAAGGAAUUUUGCAACAAGAUAUACCAGAGUUUAUUCCGUAUGUUUUUCAAAUUCUUGCAUUACUUUUGGAGCUACGACCCACUCAAGAUAUACCGGAACCAUAUAUGGCUUUGUUCCCGUGUCUAUUGUCACCUGUACUAUUUGAACGUCAAGCCAACAUCCAUCCUCUGAUUCGUUUGUUACAAGCAUUCAUUAGUCAUGGCUCGAAUCAGAUUGUAGCGCAGGAUAAGACGAGUGCGUUAUUGGGAGUGUUCCAGAAACUAAUUGCAUCGAAAGCGAAUGAUCAUGAGGGAUUUUUACUAAUACAAAGCAUUAUUGAACACUUUGAACCGAGCAUUUUGGAACCGUAUAUGAGACAAGUUUUUGUGCUUUUCUUUCAAAGGCUCUCGACGUCAAAGACAACGAAAUUUGUAAAAGGUCUAAUAGUAUUUUUUGCAUAUUAUGUUAUUAGAUAUUCGUCGCCGAGCUUGAUUACGAUUAUCGACCAAAUACAGCCACAAAUGUUUGGAAUGGUGGUGGAGCGCGUGUUUAUAACCGAUCUACAAAAAAUAUCGGGCGAAGUAGAGCGAAAAGUGGUGGCUGUCGGAAUUUCAAACUUGCUGAUCGAUUGUCCCGCGAUGCUUGAGGCUCCAUAUAAUACAUACUAUCCUCGCUUAUUAGCUAAAUUGGUCGAAUUCUUUGAACUGCCGCAAGAUCAAAGCUUGCUGCCAGAAGACAACUCGUUUCCAGAACUUGAUGAUGCGGUUGGCUACCAAGUUGGUUACAGCCAACUCAUCUGUGCGAGAAAUCCUCGGAAAGACCCAUUGCAAAAUAUCGGUGACAUACGUUUGCAUUUAGCUCAAGGCCUUGGAAGAUUAUCGCCAGGACAUUUGCCGGGGCUGUUAGGCCAGAUUUCUCAGGCAAAUGCAAAUCAUCUGAGGAAUUAUCUCCAAACAGCUGGUAUUACUGUUGCAUAAUACGAACUGGAUGUUCGAGACAGACUGAAGAUCCAUUUGAUAGCUCGAAAAAUGAAUAAUAUUGAACUUAACAAAUUGUAAUUAAAG
Mycetomoellerius zeteki is the source of this 3232-nucleotide messenger RNA. It is a transcript of the gene Cse1, whose product is annotated as chromosome segregation 1. Gene Ontology annotation, cellular component: nuclear envelope; cytosol. Gene Ontology annotation, molecular function: nuclear export signal receptor activity; small GTPase binding. The record is from RefSeq and is a predicted model, not a curated record. The coding region runs from base 242 to 3145 and encodes 967 amino acids. NCBI's taxonomy places the organism in Eukaryota, Metazoa, Arthropoda, Insecta, Hymenoptera, Formicidae. Gene Ontology annotation, biological process: protein export from nucleus; protein import into nucleus. The transcript is spliced from 16 exons.